This is a messenger RNA of Lytechinus variegatus (green sea urchin), 1848 nucleotides long. RefSeq names its product 50 kDa hatching enzyme-like. The coding region runs from base 89 to 1798 and encodes 569 amino acids. Gene Ontology annotation, molecular function: metalloendopeptidase activity; zinc ion binding. Gene Ontology annotation, cellular component: extracellular matrix. The record is from RefSeq and is a predicted model, not a curated record. The transcript has 9 exons. Gene Ontology annotation, biological process: proteolysis; collagen catabolic process; extracellular matrix organization. NCBI's taxonomy places the organism in Eukaryota, Metazoa, Echinodermata, Echinoidea, Temnopleuroida, Toxopneustidae.
AAAGUCAUUAUUCCUCUGAUCUUCAAGGGGUCAACAAGUAAUACCAUCAGGAAGUUUUGGAAACUUUUCAAAAUAAUAAUUGACAAACAUGGCGAAUAUUUGCUGUAUACUGACAACGCUACUCUUGGCAAUCGUACCCAAGGUACUGAGUAUUCCGAUUACGGGAACGAUGGGCAUGACAGAGUUCACUGAUGUCGCAACUUCGGUCAUCGAAUCAGGCAUUGAUUUUGGGUUCACGACCCCAAGUUCAUCGUUGAACGCCGAGGGUGACAUCGAUGAAGCCGACGAUGACAUCGUGACCUCAUCGCAAACUGUGGUUUCUGGCGUGGUCGUCGAAGAGGGCAUCGACGAGUCGAAAGUCGAAGUAUUGAAGGCCAACCUCGAGAAAUAUGGGUAUGUUCCCCAGGGUUCGACCUUGGGUCAAGCCAACAUCAACUAUACAUCCGCCAUCAUGGAAUACCAGCAAAACGCAGGCAUUAAUCAAACAGGUAUACUGGAUUUUAAGACCUCGGAACUGCUUAAUACAUCUCGAUGUGGUUUCCCGGAUGUCGUGCCUUACGUCACAUCAAGUGUCACAUGGCCACGUAACGGGCCCGUGACGUACAGCUUCGGUGCGCUCACUAACGACCUCAAUCGCGACGUAGUUAAGAAUGAGAUGCGGAGAGCGUUUCAGGUUUGGGACGAGGUAUCCGGCUUGACCUUCAGUGAGGUGGCGGAUGGUCCUUCCGUUGAUAUCCGGAUCAAAUUCGGCUCCUUCGAACACGGCGACGGUAUCUCAUUCGAUGGUCGUGGUGGAGUCCUCGCGCAUGCGUUCCUUCCUCGUAAUGGCGACGCCCACUUUGACGACUCGGAGACUUGGACAAUAGGGACUCGAUCAGGUACCAAUCUAUUUCAGGUAGCAGCUCACGAAUUCGGACACAGCUUGGGCCUGUACCAUUCUGAUGUACAGUCAGCUCUCAUGUAUCCCUAUUAUCGUGGUUAUAUUCCUAACUUCAGUCUUGAUAGCGACGAUAUCGCAGGCAUCAGGAGUCUUUACGGAAGGAACACGGGAAGACCCACUACUACAACAAGGAGGCCUACAACCAGAACAACAACGCAACGCACUACCACGCGGCAGACCACUACUACCACCACCACCACUCCUACCGGCCCCACUCCUCCCCGUCAGGCCUGCACCGGAUCUUUUGAUGCCGUUCUCAAAGAUUACAACGGAAGAAUAUAUGCCUUGACCGGUCCUUAUUACUGGAGGCUAGACCAGACGUCUGCUUCGUGGGGCGAAGUACAAAACCGAUUUGGAUUUAAUUUGCCUGAUAACGUGGAUGCCAGUUUCCAAAGUGGAAUCUUCUCGUAUUUCUUCUCCGAGUGCUAUUACUAUUACCAAACUUCCACACGUCGAUAUUUCCCAAGGAUACCUAUUAACAGAAGUUGGGUCGGUUUGCCCUGUGAUAUCGAUGCAGCAUACAGAUCGGCGAGAUAUGGUGCAACGUUCUUCUUUAAAGAUGGGUUCGUCUACAAAUACAGCACCGAGAAUGAACUCCGAAGGCGAGCACGCAUUUACAACAUUUUCGGGAAUGUGCCUAGCGCUCUCCGCGAUGGAGUUGAAGCAGUUGUGUCCGUCGACAAUGUCUACGUACAUUUCUAUAGGGAUGGGCGAUAUUACAGGAUGCGAGACGCCGACAAGCAGUUUGUGAACUUUCCCAACGGUCUGCCGUAUAGAGACGUCAAAAAUACACUGACCCCACAAUGCCGUGGUCUUUCGUUAAUAGAAGAAACGGAACAUUGCUCGAAUUCAAGCUAAAGCGACCACCAGAAGUGACUUUCAAAUAGAAAACAUUCUCUUGCUAGAAA